Molecule: messenger RNA, 981 nt
Organism: Penicillium brevicompactum
Lineage: Eukaryota; Fungi; Ascomycota; Eurotiomycetes; Eurotiales; Aspergillaceae
Exons: 2
Coding region: 1-981 (326 amino acids)
Source: RefSeq, a predicted model, not a curated record
AUGACUACCAUGCCAAUUGAAAAGGUUGCCAUUGUGGGGGCCACCGGCAGAAUAGGAGGGGCCUUCGCUCAAGCUCUCCUCAAGACUGGCAUGCAUACGGUGACCGCUCUCACACGCCAGGAUAGCGAAGCCAAUGUGCCUGAUGGAGCUAAGAUCGCACGAGUCGAUUACGACGACGAGGCCUCGAUUCUCAGGGCACUUGAGGGUCAACAAUUCCUAGUCAUAACCCUCUCGGUCCGGGCGCCCGCCGACCUCCACGGCAGGAUUGCUGCGGCUGCGGGAAAAGCUGGUGUCGCGUAUAUUAUGCCCAAUGCUUUUGGGAACCCCGUCAGUUUGGAUGGCGUCAAAGAGACCGAGGUGAUGGGCAAGAUCAUGGUUGAAAGAAUCAAGGAGGCUCAAAACGGGACUUCGUCUUCAAUCACAAUGCCCUGCGGUUUUUGGUACGAGUGGAGCUUAGCCCUUGGUGAGCAGUGGUUUGGCUUCACGAUUAAAGACCGAAAAGUGACAUUUUUCGACGAUGGACGGCGAGUUAUCACAGUCACCACUUGGAAUCAAUGUGGCCGAGCUUUGGCUAGUCUGCUUAGCCUUCCAGAGUCGGGAGCAACCCCUUCACUUGCUCAGUUCAAAAACAAGGACGUCUUGAUCAGCAGCUUCCGAGUUUCACAGCGCGAUAUGCUUGACAGCAUUCAUCGAGUUCUCGGAACUAGCGAUGCUGACUGGGAGAUUACAUAUGAAACCUGUCAAAAGCGGAUCGCAGAUGGCGCUGCGGAGAUGGCCGAUGGUAAAUUCACUGGAUUUGCGAAGAUGCUCUAUGGGGGUGGCUUUUUGCCCAGUAAUGAACAAAGCGAUUUCGCCGGGAAGAUGAAGCUGGCAAAUGAGGAUCUGGGGCUUCCGGUGGAGGAUUUGGAUGAGGCGACUCAGAGAGCAGUGGACAUGCUAGCUGGUGGUUGGAAUCCCUUCCCCGGCGAAACUCUGCUUUAG